CCCCCCCCUUCCCGAGCUCCGGAGGGCGGCAGCGGGAUCGGCGGCUCCGGGAUGGCGGCGGGGAGCGGCCCCGGGGUCGCGGCGCUGUCGUGGAGCCCCGGGGCCGCGCGGACCCCCCCGAGAGGAGCGGAGCUGCCGCUGAAGUUGGGGGCGAUGGCGGCUUUGCUGCUGCUGCCGUUGUGCUGCGGCCUCGGAGCGCUUUGCUGCGUGCGCGGCCCCGCGGGCUCCGGUCCCCCCAGCGCCGCUCUCAGCCUCCUGGGCUGCCUGGGGGGGGGGGUGCUGCUGGGCACGGCUCUGCUCGACCUCCUGCCCACCUACCUGGGCAGCAUCGGGGGGGCACUGAGGGAGCUGCGCAUCCCGGUGAGGGGACAAAGGGGGGGGGAUGGGGGGGGG
This is a messenger RNA of Tympanuchus pallidicinctus (lesser prairie-chicken), 393 nucleotides long. It is a transcript of the gene SLC39A1, whose product is annotated as solute carrier family 39 member 1. Gene Ontology annotation, molecular function: metal ion transmembrane transporter activity. The record is from RefSeq and is a predicted model, not a curated record. Gene Ontology annotation, cellular component: membrane. The annotation marks the transcript as partial. Gene Ontology annotation, biological process: metal ion transport; transmembrane transport. Lineage: Eukaryota; Metazoa; Chordata; Aves; Galliformes; Phasianidae. The transcript is spliced from 2 exons.